This is a messenger RNA of Corythoichthys intestinalis (scribbled pipefish), 1334 nucleotides long. RefSeq names its product neuralized E3 ubiquitin protein ligase 2 (gene neurl2). The coding region runs from base 156 to 1025 and encodes 289 amino acids. The record is from RefSeq and is a predicted model, not a curated record. NCBI's taxonomy places the organism in Eukaryota, Metazoa, Chordata, Actinopteri, Syngnathiformes, Syngnathidae. The transcript has 2 exons. Gene Ontology annotation, biological process: intracellular signal transduction. Gene Ontology annotation, molecular function: ubiquitin protein ligase activity.
CUGAGUGCUGGUGUUGCAGUCCUAUUUGCUGAACUUUCUCCUCCAAAAUGACCACAAGCCAGAGUGUUUAUUUUCCAAUUUUCAAGAACAGCGCCAUGCUUAUUCACUGCCUGGCUACUUUCAUUCCCAGCAUUAGAGUGAAGGUGUAACAAGAUAUGGAAGCUGUUCCAGAUCAGUUCAUGGAAUUCCACCCUAUCCAUGGGACUAACGUGCAACUGGACUACUCAGCGACGCAGGCCACGCGGGUGGAGAGCUUUGCUAAUGGAGUGUGCUUCAGCAAACAACCCCUAAAACCAGGAGAGAUUUUCCUUGUUGAGAUUGAGGACAAAGAACUAGGCUGGUGUGGCCACCUUCGGAUAGGCCUGACAGCUAGGGACCCCAGAGACUUGGAGGUGGUUCCUGAAUACUCCAUCCCGGAUCUGACUGACCUGGGCGACAGCUGGGUUUUCGCCAUCACACGUAACCACAACAAGGUUGCGGAGGAGGUCGAAAACGUCCAAGAACCUGGAGAUGGACUACUUGGAGGUCAAAGACUGGGGCGAGGAGAGGUUGAAAAUCAGGAUGAUGCAAUCAGCAAACCAAAGACUUUUUUCACAGAUUCUCACUUGCACAUCGGGAAUGUACGGAUCCCGAGAGACAAGCUGGUUGGCCGCAGUCGGCCUGGGCGCUUCAGCCACAUUUUGGAUGACUUGUACAAGACCAACGCUUUGCCGCCCACAGCCAGACGCAGCCGGAUAGGGGUUCUGUAUGUACAAAAAGGCCCUGAUCUAGGUGACAUGCAUAUCAUCAUUAAUGGGGAAGAUAUGGGUGCUUCUGCAAGAGGCAUCCCCACCAUAGAGCCACUUUAUGCUGUCGUGGAUGUAUUUGCUGCUACAAAGUGUGUGAGGAUUGUGCAGGUGGAGUAUGGAUUCUCCUCCUUGCAGACAUUGUGCAGGAAAUCCAUCCAAAAGCACAUUGUCCACAGAAUGGCAAUUGACUGGCUGGAGCUACCAGAGGCACUGAAGCGCUUUUGCAAGUACGAGUGAGAUUUGACCAAGCUGUAACAACCUGAAAUAUCGAGGAACUUUCUGACUCACAAAGAUGGAGUGAACUGAACUGGGAUUGUUUAGAUACUGUUACCUGCAUGAAGGAGAAGAUCAGAUCUGUGUUUAAUGAGUCUAUUCAUAGCUGCUAUAGAAUGCUUUGAAAACAAAAGGCACUAGAAAAUGAGUGGCAGAAAAAUGUUGACAGACCAGUGAUAGCCUAAAAGGUUUUUGUUUCCAAAUCCUUUUCAAAUAAUAAACAGCAUCAUUUCUUCUUUUCUUUUUUGUAAAUAAUAUGCCAUUUAAAUAAAA